AUGAGGAUGUUGGUGCUUCUCCUUCUGUCCUUCACAGCUGUAACGCAUGCGUCGAUAUGUCCUGCGAAUGAACCAACUGAUGAUCAACGAAAAGCGAUUCGUAAAGAACAUAAUGAUAUUCGACGGAAAAUCGUUAGAGGAGCGGCCAAGAAUUAUGCUGGAAAUUUGAAUGCCGGGAAGAAUAUGUACAGUUUGAGGUAUGACUGCGAUCUGGAACAGGCGGCAAUUGAUGCUGUAGGUGAUUCGUGUUCUGCAGCAUUGGCGGAACCUGCGAAAUAUGGACAGAAUGUUCAAGUGUACGAAACCCAAGCGGUCAGUGCCCUUGCAAUAGCUGAACUUCUGAAGGAUGCGGUGAAACAAUGGUAUCAACCUGUUCUGUAUUAUGGCCUACGAAGCGAUGCUAACAAAUACGAGGACAAACGACUGUACACAUUUGCUAAUCUUGCUUAUGACAGAAAUACAGCAAUAGGAUGUCAUCAUAAAAAGUGUGGAGACAAGGUAGUCAUUACGUGUAUGUACAGCAACAUUGUUCCUGACAAUGCAACAUUGUAUGAACGAGGCACUCCUUGUACAAAGGACGAAGACUGCACUAUCUACACUCCCUCAACGUGCAAAAGCAGUCUUUGUACCGCCAAAGCAAUGAUUCCGAAUCCCAGUCCUUCAUCCACAACCGCAGCACCAUCAACAGCAGGAAAGUGUCAGACCGCUGAAGUGACAGAGGCCGUACGAAACGCUGUCAUCGAAGUGCACAAUUCAUACAGGUCAAAGUUAGCACAAGGGCAGGUCAUAAACGGAAGAAGAAAAGAGAAUUGUCCCACUGCUGCCAAUAUGCACAAAAUGGAGUAUGACUGUAAUCUUGAAUCAAGCGCACUUGCUCAAGCCAAAACAUGCAGUUCAUCAGCUGCUUCGGGUGAAGGUCAAAAUGUCCACUCUGGCGUCCUGGUGAAUAAUUCGGAACAAGCAGUUAGGACCGCAAUGGAUCAAUGGUGGAAUCAAAUCACCAUUAGAGGGGUCAAUGCAGCGAUGCUGUUCCGUGCCAGAGUGAGAGACAAGCCAGAUGGUCCCGUGGCAUUCACUCAAAUGGCCUGGGCUACCACAACAAAGGUCGGAUGCGCAGUUGUCAACUGUCCAUCAAAAUCCUUCACCGUUUGUCGCUACAGCCCAGCCGGUAAUAUUGUUAACCAGCAUGUCUAUAAGAGAGGAAAAUUGUGCGGAGACUGCCAAUCGUCCUGUGUUUCUGGGUUGUGUUGA
Messenger RNA from Necator americanus (New World hookworm), 1251 nucleotides. RefSeq lists its product as uncharacterized. The coding region runs from base 1 to 1251 and encodes 416 amino acids. Lineage: Eukaryota; Metazoa; Nematoda; Chromadorea; Rhabditida; Ancylostomatidae. The transcript is spliced from 13 exons. The record is from RefSeq and is a predicted model, not a curated record.